Xiphias gladius (swordfish) is the source of this 1425-nucleotide messenger RNA. It is a transcript of the gene ppp1r14c, whose product is annotated as protein phosphatase 1, regulatory (inhibitor) subunit 14C. The record is from RefSeq and is a predicted model, not a curated record. The transcript is spliced from 4 exons. Gene Ontology annotation, biological process: regulation of phosphorylation. Gene Ontology annotation, molecular function: protein serine/threonine phosphatase inhibitor activity. Gene Ontology annotation, cellular component: cytoplasm. NCBI's taxonomy places the organism in Eukaryota, Metazoa, Chordata, Actinopteri, Istiophoriformes, Xiphiidae. The coding region runs from base 88 to 513 and encodes 141 amino acids.
CGUGCAGCGCGCCGUCCCCCUCAACCACCGCAGUGCCCUCGCUCAUUCACGCAUUCUCUGCAAUAAUAAGCCCUCACAAAUCCCGCAAUGUCGGCCGCCAGCACCGAGACUAGUGCCCCGCUGCCCACCGCCGGCGGCCGCGUCUUCUUCCAGGCUGCGCCCGGCGUGGGCUGCGUGGGGUCCGGCCCCAUCACCGGCGACGACCCGGUGCAGAAGAAACAGGGCAAAGUGACGGUCAAGUACGACAGGAAAGAGCUGCGGAAAAGACUGGUCCUGGAGGAGUGGAUCAUUGAGCAGCUCAGCGAGUUGUAUGACUGUGAGGAGGAGGAGAUGCCAGAGGUGGAGAUAGACAUCGAUGACCUGUUGGAGGUCACCAGUGAUGACGAGAGAGCCAGCAAACUGCAGGAAUCACUAAUAGACUGCUACAAACCAACAGAGGACUUUGUCCGCGAGUUGCUGGGCAGGAUAAGGGGAAUGAGAAAACUCAGCGCGCCGACCAAGAAGGGCCUAUAAUGGCUGUCAUGUCAACAUCAAUCGAACAUAAACUACAUCAUCUCAGCUCCACCUGCUUAACCCACUCAACAUGGACCGUCAUCACAUAGAAUAACUUCAAUCAAAACAUUAGUAACUCUUCUGCAACCUGCAAACAUGCACCAUAAAGCCCAUGCAUAUAGCACAACAAGAUGUAUUAUAAUAUUUGACUGUUGAAAGGUACGUGAGAAAAAACAGAGCCAACAUGGUAUAAUCGCAAACAGCCGCAAGAAAAUGUCAAAACCCGGCAACGUGCCAGAACUGCAACUGUGCUUUAACAUGAAUACCGCCUGAUUCCACAUUUAAGAGCCAUGUUAGAACUUUUCAAACCAAUGCUGUAAUCCCAACAGCCAUACAGACUAAAACACCAAUAAAUCUCAAAAAGGGUGGUGGUUUAAAAAAAAAAAAAUGUUUGUACUGCAGUAGGUGUGAAAUUAGCUGUAGCACUAUGUAAACAAAGUGCUUCACGAUUUUGUCUUUUUUACUGAGGUGUUUUGCUGUUACUUCUUUUUAAAGAUGUACUGUGUGUUGCCAUUUAUUGUUCACGUGAUUGAAAUGUGGUCUUCAACAGUUUUUGUUUUUGUCCUACUUUUAAAGUCAACCUCCUUAUUCUUACUCUGCCAGUGCUUACAAAUGUAAGCGAGAUCUGUAGUUUAAUUUUCAAGCACAAGGCGUCAAUACAUCGAUUCUGUCCUUUUGUGAUGUGCAAAUUCUGGAAAGAGCGGGGACAUUUUAGUAAACAAGGCUAAAAUAGUGUGAAGAGUUUUGCUUUUUACCCACUGUUCUUAUACAUUUUUCACCACAGCAAGGCCUGAUGGGUGUUGCAGUUCUCUGUAUGACACUACAACGCCUGUAUGAUUGGCAGCCUUUCACUUAUCAAGUUAUGCGGUGUUG